Molecule: messenger RNA, 1429 nt
Organism: Cajanus cajan (pigeon pea)
Lineage: Eukaryota; Viridiplantae; Streptophyta; Magnoliopsida; Fabales; Fabaceae
Product: RPM1-interacting protein 4
Cellular component (GO): plasma membrane
Source: RefSeq, a predicted model, not a curated record
CAGGAUCGGAGGCAGAGUAAUUUCAUAUAUUACUUUGAAAAAAUCUUAAUGCUGUGUACGACUUUGUGUUGGAGAGAGAGAUUUGAAACAGAGAAGAAAAACAUAUAAAUUACAGACAGGAAAAUAAUAGUCAAAUAUUACCGGUGGCGCCGGUCAACGGUUGUUAAACCUCUCUCUAAAGCUCUCUCCUUCUCUCUCUUGUGCUUGGUCUUUGAAUUCUGUGGAGGAGCUUCUUGGGUUCUCGGAGUUUUUACCUGUUCUUGGUCUGAUCCAAAAAGGCUGAAUUUUGUUGUUUUUGGAGAAAAUUCUGCUUUUCAAUUUCUGGGUUUCCAAGUUUGGUUUAGAAGGAAAUGGCACAACGCUCUCAUGUACCCAAAUUUGGCAACUGGGAUAGUGGAGAUAAUGUUCCUUAUACAGCAUAUUUUGACAAGGCCCGGAAAGGUAGAACUGGCGCAAGGAUAAUAAACCCAAAUGACCCUGAGGAAAAUUCAGAUUUAAGUGCUGAGAAUCUAUCAUCUGAUCAACUACCUCCUUCCAAACCCAGAGUAUUUUCAGAGGAUCCACCCAGAAAGGUGUCACUGCAUUCAGAGGAUGACCCUAAGCAUUUCAUAGACUCUCCAGCUCGUCAUGACAAUGCAGGCAGUAGAAGUGGCAGCAGAAGCCAUGGUGUAGGUUCCGCUGAGAACCGUAGAAGACCUUCAACGCAAAGCACUGGUUCUGAGUUCAGCAUUGACCGUUCGCCGCUUCAUCGCCAGGCUAGAGCCCCAGGCCGAGACAGUCCCCAAUGGGAAGGGAAGAAUUCUUAUGAAAGCAGCCAGGGAACACCAGGGAGAUCUCGGUUCAAACCUCGGGGAGAUGAAACACCUGAUAAAGGUGCAGCUGUUCCAAAGUUUGGUGAUUGGGAUGUGAAUAACCCAGCAUCAGCUGAUGGCUUUACUCACAUUUUCAAUAAAGUGAGGGAGGAGAAACAAGGUGGGCCAGGACAAGUGCAAGGCACGCCAGAGAGACCACAAGUUAUCAGGGGCAAACCUACCAAUGACAAAGUCCAGUGUUGCUGCUUUGGGUGGGGCAAAAAUUGAUUUCUUGGAAGUGUGAAUGGUUUUCUCGACAGAAAUGAUGGUAAAAAUAGUGAUGUGAAUGGUCAUGAGGUGUGUCUAGCUCUUGUAAAUAUCCAAGGCUCUCUCUCCGUGCGUGAAGACAUCGAUGAAGUAAAUUUAUCGCAACUACUUUGUGCCUUGCUAAUAUCCCAAAAACAUGCUCUGUAUGCAAGAUUGUGAAAUUUCUUUCUUUCUUUUUGAGCCUUCUGUUGUGUUACUGUUAUGGUUUACGAUUCAAAUUAACUGUAUCUACCAGAGAUAUAGAAGGAUAUUUGUUAUAUAAUUCUUUUCCAAUGAAUUGAUGGGUUGUGACUUGGGUUCUGUUUUGUUCA